AUGCCGUUGUUUGCAUUGGCAAACUCAGUGCAUGAGGUUGUAUCGGCAAGGAGGGGGUUGCAGGUGUUGUUCGUAAACAUCCACGCCAUAGCUGAGGAUGAUGAUGAAGGAUGGGUUUCAGGCAAGAACAAGUUAUCCUGA
Messenger RNA from Sclerotinia sclerotiorum 1980 UF-70, 141 nucleotides. RefSeq lists its product as hypothetical. Lineage: Eukaryota; Fungi; Ascomycota; Leotiomycetes; Helotiales; Sclerotiniaceae. The record is from RefSeq and is a predicted model, not a curated record. The coding region runs from base 1 to 141 and encodes 46 amino acids. The transcript has 2 exons.